Aspergillus wentii DTO 134E9 is the source of this 1231-nucleotide messenger RNA. Its product is annotated as exosome non-catalytic core subunit RRP40. The coding region runs from base 214 to 1047 and encodes 277 amino acids. Gene Ontology annotation, biological process: TRAMP-dependent tRNA surveillance pathway; CUT catabolic process; nuclear polyadenylation-dependent rRNA catabolic process. Gene Ontology annotation, cellular component: cytoplasmic exosome (RNase complex); nuclear exosome (RNase complex). The record is from RefSeq and is a predicted model, not a curated record. Lineage: Eukaryota; Fungi; Ascomycota; Eurotiomycetes; Eurotiales; Aspergillaceae. The transcript is spliced from 2 exons. Gene Ontology annotation, molecular function: RNA binding.
GCAGAAUGCGCUCGACUGGAUAUUAUAUUGUUAAUCCAACGACGAUCAGGGCUUGCUCAUCACGUGCUGAUAGCCCGAUAAGGCGUCUUUUGCAACGAUUUCGACGCUGCGAAAGAAACGACUUCGACGCUCGAUGGGGAGUUGAGAACUCGACAAGUUUCCCUUCAACCUAUCAAUUGUGAUAGCUGGCGUCUUGCUGUCGGUCUGCCCAUCAUGACGACGCCUCUCAUAUUACUUCCCAAUGAUGAGGUUCCAUCCGACCAUCUUCCUUCCACCACAUCAGCUCCUUUGAGACUGGGACCUGGGCUUCGUCUGCUCUCGCAACAAUCAUCUACAUCGUCUGCGCCCAAAUCAACCGGCCAUGUCCUGACCGCGACCCAGGCCGGUAUUCUUUCGACCGACUUCAAGAGAAACACUGUGUCGCUCCAAACAUUCCCCAAUCACCGAUAUAUCCCAACACAAAACGAUCUCGUGAUUGCGCAGAUUCACCAUUCCAGUGCAGAUUACUUCCACUGCAUGAUCACACCUCAGGCUCCUCAUGCACUAUUAGGACAGCUUUCCUUCGAGGGUGCGACAAAGAAGACAAGGCCAAUGUUGAAGCAAGGCGAUCUGGUUUAUGCCCGUGUGUUGUCGGUUGGACUCGGCGCUGGUGCAGAAGUCGAACUGACCUGUGUGAACCCUGCAACUGGCAAGGCAGAUGGAGGACUGGGCCCGUUAACAAGCGGGAUGGUGUUUGAUGUCUCUACCGGCAUGGCUGCACGGUUGCUGAGAGCAAGUUCGUCGUCGCCCGAACAGCAAGAAGCUCUCGCAGGGCUGGUCGUUCUCGAUGAAUUAGGGAAGAAGCUCGAGAGUGUAGGAGGAUUCGAAAUUGCCGUAGGGAGAAACGGCAAGAUCUGGGUGGAUUGCUCGAAUGGCGGCGACUCUGCUGUCAAGGCGACAGUGGCAAUUGGGAGAUGUUUGAAUACAAUCGACGACAACAACUUGAAUCCAGCAGACCAGAGGAAAUUGGUCUCGAAGAUUUUACGAGAAAUGAAAAUAGCUUCUUGAUUAUAACGAUGUAUCAGUUUGUCAAUGAGCAUCCGGGUGUUUUCACUGCUAUUUCCCUUGCCGUAUAAUUAAUUUAAAGACCUCGAGCACAACAUUAUUGUCUAGACAUAUACAAUUAUACCCAAUAUAUCUUCAAAGCAAAUAUAUCUUAAAGAUCUUCUGAACUUAUCGUUGCGAAAUAAAG